AUAUAAAGGUGUAAGUCGACUGCCAUGAGGUGAUUAGGUUUGCAGCUUGCUAUUGGGAGUAAUGAAGAAGUUACGGCUUUCGUCGUCGUCUUCCUUAUCUCUGCUUCUCAUCAUAUCUAUAAUCGGAAUAUUUGCCACCUCCACCGUCCACGGCGGCGCUCCUCACCGGAUUCUUGUGGAUACCGAUGUUGACACCGACGAUUUGUUUGCCAUAUUAUACCUCUUAAAGCUUAAUCGAUCUGAAUUCGAGUUGAAGGCAAUAAGUGUGAACACGAAUUCAUGGACAAAUGCUGGGCAUGCUGCAAAUCAAAUAUAUGAUAUGCUUUACAUGAUGGGCCGAGAUGAUAUUGCUGUUGGUGUUGGAGGUGAGGGUGGAAUCCUCCAAGACGGUACAAUCCUACCUAAUGUUGGAGGCUAUCUUCCUAUAAUUGACCAGGGACUCGGCACAACCGGACCUUGUAGAUAUAGACAAGCUAUUCCUAUCGGAGGUGGUGGAAGAUUAGACAUCGACACAAACUAUGGUUUGCGAAGAAGCAUUCUUCCACAGGGAAGCAGGAGAUACGCACCUCUUCGACAGCCGACUGCACAGGAAGUACUGAUCAAGACGAUAUCGGAGGGCCCGAUUAGCGUAUUUAUUAUCGGAAUACACACAAAUUUUGGUAUUUUUCUUAUGAUGAAUCCACAUUUAAAGAAAAAUGUGAAGCAUAUUUAUAUCAUGGGUGGUGGUGUGAGGUCCAAAAACCCAACUGGUUGUUGUCCCAAAAAUGACACAUCUUGCCAGCCUCAGCAGUGUGGUGACCAUGGCAACAUGUUCACUGCCUUCAGAAGUAAUCCUUAUGCUGAGUUUAACUUCUUUGGUGACCCAUUUGCUGCAUAUCAGGUUAUUCAUUCUGGGAUUCCGGUGACCCUCGUUCCUUUGGAUGCUACGAAUACGAUUCCCAUUACUCAAGAGUUCUUUGAGACGUUUGAGCGUAAUCAACAAACGUAUGAAGCGCAAUACAUUUUUGAGUCGUUGAAGAUGGCUCGUGAUACUUGGUUCGACGAUCAAUUCUUUACGAGUUAUUUCAUGUGGGAUUCGUUUAUGUCGGGUGUUGCUACAUCGUCUAUGCGUAACAUGUAUGAACCCGAGAAAAAUGAAUUUGCUGAACUGGAGUACAUCAAUAUCACCGUGAUUACGUCGAACACGCCUUAUGGGAUAUCUGAUGGCUCGAAUAAUCUCUUCGAUGGGCGGAAGAUCUCGAAAUUCAAGUUGCAAAAAGAUGGAGUUCAUAGCGGUCAUGUUCAAACCGGCAUUCAAGAUCCGUUUUGCCUCCGUGAGAACGGGACCGGGAUAUGUAAGGAUGGUUAUACGGAAGAAGUCACCGGACCGGACUCAGUGCGUGUACUCGUUGCUACUCGGGCAAAACCAAAUGUCGACAAAACAAGCUCAUUGGACAGAGAAUUUUUUGUUAAUUUUCUCGACGUAAUAAACCGACCUCAAAAUAGAGGCCGAUUCAAUUUCACGUCCGAAUUCCCUCAUUACAAGGAAGUUUUCUACAAACCCGAUCUCAAAGGGAAGAAACUCGGAAAGAUUGUGGUGUUCGAUAUGGAUAUGAGUCCCGGCGAUUUCUUGGCUCUAUUUUAUCUCCUCAAAGUACCCAUUGAAGAAAUCUACCUCAAGGCAGUACUAGUAACCGGAACCGGUUGGGCGAAUGCAGCAACGAUAGACGUGGUCUAUGAUUUGUUACAUAUGAUGGGUCGUGAUGACAUCGUUGUUGGCUUAGGAGAUUCGUUUGGUUUGAACCAGUCGUAUCCGAAUAACCCCAACGUUGGUGACUGCAAGUAUUCCGAGGCUAUCCCACACGGAAAUGGUGGCCGAUUGGACUCGGACACUCUCUAUGGACUUGCUCGCGAUUUACCACGAAGCCCAAGAAGGUACACAGCGGAAAAUUCUGUCGCAUUUGGAGCCCCUCGUGAUACCGAUUUCCCUAAACUUCGACAACCGUUAGCAAUAGAAGUUUGGAGAUCGCUAGUGAAAUCCAUCGAUCAAGGAUCUAAAAUCACAAUCUUGACGAACGGACCAUUGACAAACUUAGCAAACAUUCUACUUUCGGACACAAAUUCUAGCUCGUUCAUUCAGGAAGUAUUUAUACUAGGUGGGCAUAUCAACUCCAAGAACGACGAAGAGAAAGGAAAUGUGAUCAAUAUUCCUUCAAACGAGUACGCCGAACUGAACAUGUUUCUCGAUCCUUUGGCUGCAAAGACCGUCUUCGAAUCAUCACUUGAUAUCACGCUCGUUCCUCUUCGUAUGCAACGGAAACUCUACGCGUUUCCAGAGAUCAUAGAAAGGUUGAAACAGAAGAACACAUCUGAAGCUCUUUUCACUCGACGUUUGCUAACGAAGCUUGAUCGCUUACAACAGAAGCAUUACAGAUAUCGACAUACGGAUACGUUCAUCGGAGAGAUUUUAGGCGCGGUUAUUUUGGCCGGUGAUCAACAAAUUCUCAAUUCGACCUUCGAAUCGAAGCAUCUAAAGGUCCAUGCGGAUGGAAAUUUAUCGAAGGAUGGAGAAGUCAUUGUUGACACAGAAAAAACGAAAGGAUUCGUCAAAGUAUUGGAGGACUUCAAUCAUGUGUCGUGUUACGUUAUCUAUGUAGAUCGUCUCGCAAGCCGAAAUCAAUCGGCUGUUAUCGGAAACUUUGACGAGCAAAAAAGGCGUUGGAGUUCACCGUAAACGAUAACCAAAUUACGUGAUGUGUGCACCUCCUUUGUGUUUUUUAACUUGUUACAAUAAAUUUAAGUGUAUGUAUAUCAUCGAAAAACCCUGUUCUGUUUACGAUAAAAUAAAUAAACGAAUUAAAGGGAACGUAAC
This is a messenger RNA of Cynara cardunculus var. scolymus (artichoke), 2851 nucleotides long. RefSeq lists its product as uncharacterized. The coding region runs from base 62 to 2713 and encodes 883 amino acids. Lineage: Eukaryota; Viridiplantae; Streptophyta; Magnoliopsida; Asterales; Asteraceae. Gene Ontology annotation, molecular function: hydrolase activity, hydrolyzing N-glycosyl compounds. The transcript has 12 exons. The record is from RefSeq and is a predicted model, not a curated record.